This is a messenger RNA of Phalacrocorax carbo (great cormorant), 2913 nucleotides long. NCBI's taxonomy places the organism in Eukaryota, Metazoa, Chordata, Aves, Suliformes, Phalacrocoracidae. The record is from RefSeq and is a predicted model, not a curated record.
AUGAAGAAACUGAGAAAGACAUGUGAAGGAGUUGGCUCACAGCUAAAGCAGCGCCUGGUGUCAGGAAGGGGAAUAGGACAAAGUGGUGCUGUGACUGAGCCCUUCUGCCUUCAAACAACGCCCUGCUUUCCCCAGUACAUCCCAGGGACUCCUAGUGAACUUCAGUCCAAAGCCAUGGAGGAGCAGGAGGGCUUGGUUCUCACUAACCAAGGAACAGUGGUGGAGGGAGUGUUGCCCAUUAUACAGCUGCCACGUGGAAAGCUGGACAGUCUUGUUUUGAGCUAUGUGAGACAUCGGCUGUUGAAAGCGGAGGAGAGUGAAUGUGAAACAGAAAUGGUAGCCAGCUUUGGUAACCUCACAGGCGUGAAUACUGGAUCGUAUGGAGCAGCAGAAUCUUGUGGGAAGGUUGACUGCUCCAAGACACCACAGCCAAUAGAAAUUCACUUCAAAUGCCUGAGGGGAGUCAAAGAUAAGGUCCCUAAAGGCCAUUACACCCUCAAAGUUUCUGUUCUCAGCCGCUUAGGUGGUGGCUUGCUGGAGUGGCCCAAACUGAAGGAGCAGCCUCAGGCCAGGACAACGCUGCCUGUUAGUCACGACGGAAACUUCUACAACACUGAAAUCUACUUUGGACAAAGUAUCCAGACAAUUCUGCCACCUAGAAUAGCUGUGAAGCCAGGCAUGGUCCUCCUCUUCGAACUCUUCCUUCUUCGUGGGACCCAUUCUUGGAUCGAUCGAGAAGUGGGAUGGGGAGCUUUUCCCUUGUGUGACAACAAUUUUAACGCUUUGGAAGGAAAAUUUAAAUGUCCCUUUCUCAGAGGCCAUUAUGACUCAAGAGUUGACCGAUUCAAAAAAAUAGAAAAUUUUAUUUCUCAAGACUUGGAUCAUUGGUUAUGCAAUCUCUACUUUCAGAUAAUUAAACUACCACAGGAUUCAGAUAAGCAAAAUAAGCGUGAUGUGCACCAUUAUCUCCCACCUGAACUUCUCAUGUGUUCAAGUGUUGCCGAGAAGAAUGGUGUCUCACAGAAAGUUGAACAGUCUGGACCUCAAGGGCAACCUCUGACCUCCCCAAAAGAUCCUGACACCCAUAAGGGAAGUAUUCCCACUGUUGUAAAGGAAGUGGAAAAGCAGUUUAAUGCGGCGAAAGGAGGAGAAGCGUGUGUGUCAGAAGAAGCUGGGAGGAAAAGAGAAGAGCUUAAAGUGCUUCCAGCAGAGGAUGAGUUUUACCAAGAUUGCUGUGGCAGUGCAAAAGAGCGCUGUGGCAGUGUGGAAGAGCACUGUGGCUCAUUUCAGCUGAAGGAAGGCCAGGGAGGACAUCACAAGGUUUGUUCACUAAAUGUUAACAAACCUUCUACAGAGUUUGGUAUUGUGCCUAGGAAGGCAGUUGGACUAGAUGAUCAUUGCAGGUUUCCAAUUGAAAUACCUUACUAUUCAAACUUGGGUUGUUUUUUUAUUUUAUUUUUUAUUUUUUUUAUUUUUUUGCAUUUAAAGAUCACCUGGAAUAACUCACCUGACCAAUGUCAUCAAGAAAAAUCAGGUUCUGGGAAUCAUGCAAUCCCAGAAGAAGGGAAGGCAUCUGCAGAGAACAAUUUUUACUUGGAGGAAUUAGAGAAAUAUACUUUUUCUGUGUGCUGCCGUUCUCCUGACGAAGUGAAACUGUCCAGGCGGGUUUUCGAGCAUUUCCAUUUUGCAGUACACGCAGCCUUCUCAGAACUGGGAGCCACACACUGGUGCUCCAGGGACUUCUGGCUGCUCAUGCUGCUGGUAGUUUUGCUUUGGUUCGUGAGACUUUACCUGCAUUAUUUGAGCCAGUGGCUCUUCCUUCAGAUGAUCUCCAUUCCGGUUACAAAAUUCCAGCUUUUCCCUCACACUGUUGAACUGUGCUACCAGAACUCCUUGCUCAAGACCAGUGAAGAGUUGGUCAUGGUUGUGGUGGGACCCCUAACCUUGAAUGCAGUGCUGCUUCUUAUGGUCCUGAUCAGAUGGGGCUGUCAGCAGCUGUUUGACUCAUUCCCUUCCUUCUUGUCAAAGUUUAUCAUAGCUCUGGGACUCUGGACAGUGCUAGACCCCUUGGCAGUGUUCAUAGUGGAUUCAGUCCUGGGGCGACUUGGGAACAGUGUAGAGAAACCCACUGCUGAUGCCGCAAAGCUCUACUGGGUCUUUCUAAGAGCGGAGGAGUCGGGCAUUCCUGGUGCCUUAAUCACUGUGAUGCUUUAUACAAUCCUGUUCAUCAUCUCAUCAACAGUAUUGUACCUGUACUUCUUAAGGCUACAUAGCGAAGGAUGGCUCUUGGAUGUAUUUCAACGCAUCUAUGGUGAGGAAGGCGCAUUCUUUGUUCCAUUGGAUUUAGAGAUUUCCAAUCAGGAGCUGAGCUACAUUAUGAAGAGGGCUGAGCAGUGGAGAGGAAUCAACGGUGAAAGACGUAUGGUGGCAGUGUCUGAUUACAUCUGGAAGGACCAUGCCAGCAAGCCUGGUGUCUCCAGCUGUGACCUCGAGGACCAGGAUGAAAUCCCUGAUUCUGCAGCUAGCUCGAGAGGUAGCACCACUGUUCACGUCUCUGUCUACACUGUUCACCUCAGCGGCUUCCAGGAGCUCUAUAGGCACUUCCUCAGGCUGCCCGAUGGGGCUAUCAUUGAGGCUUUUGGUGAUAUUACUGGAGAAAGUCUUUUGUGUAAUGAAAUGAGCACAGCCCAGGAGCAUGUAAGCGAAAUGGACGGCGUGUUGCAUACAUCUUCACGUAUCAAGCUGAGGGAGAGGAAAAAGAGUACAACAAGUUGGAAAGCUAGAUCUCAAGGAGGCUCUGUAAGCCUGGCUGAGGAUAAAAUUGUGACCUGUGUCACUGGAGGUAAUAACAACUUGCUAAUGCCUUCUGGGUACAAGGAGGAUUUGGGACUACACGUGCCAGUGGGAUUCUAG